AUGGAUGAAGACGAAGCCGUUUUGGCUUUGCCAAAAAAUUGUCUGGACUCUCAUGCCGAGACCAAACGGACUCUUCAGAACUUUUAUCAGAAUUUGGUAAAGCUGGAGAUAACGAAUCCUGGAAAGUUUCAUAAGGGAUCUUACCUUGGAAUCAAACGUUCGAAGGAUGAGACCGUUCAGAAAGAAAUUAGUGAAGCUUCAUGUAUCGAAACCCUUGGUGAAGACGGGAUUUUUGAUGAUGGAAUCCCUUUUUACCAUUAUAAACGGUCGGCUCUGACUGACGAACAGAAACAGCGGCUGGUUAACAAUGGUAAGUGAAUUCUUAUUGUUGAUUUUGUGUUUAGGAGGUGCUAGAGAUUCAGAUGAGUAAUAUAAGUUUAAAUGUGGGGUUGAGGACAUUGCUUUUAAAGUGUUAGAGCUAGUUUUUGUAUGUUAUAGUAGGUAACGGAGUAGAGGAAACGUUUUUUAUUUUACUGGUUUUUCUAGCUCGAUAUAAGAACUGAAUUUACAUUUAUAAACUAGUAUAGAUGUUGCUUUAACUUAUUUAUUAACUAACGCCGAAAAAGAAUCUUACGUUUCAGUCUUUGUAAACUUUUAUGUUAUCCAUCCACUUCCAGGUGUGGCUAUCAAACGAAAUCAAUUCGAUAGUGCGGAAGAUCGGCAGAUCAGGAGAAAUUGGAAGAGUUAUUGUAAACUUACGGGUGCCUUCCAUCCUAGUGAAGCUUCUGAUAUAUUUUGUGAAGGCCAGAAACGUGGGCAGCGUGUCUCAAAGGAUCCCUACUUCUACGCCUAUAUGUGCCGAGGUCUAGCCGAUAGAACAUGUGCACAGAUGGUUAGGAGGGCUUAUAUAUUGUUCAACAAAGCUCAAGACAAGGGCGAUGGUCGAACAUGGACUGCAAUGGAUGAUAUUAAGUUACAAGGUGGGUAAACCUUUAAAUUUUGAAGAUAGGGGUUAUUUCUAGGUAUACUUGCACGUAUAGUAUUCAACUUUUGUUUUUAGAACCAAAAAUAAAACGUAUGCGUUGACAAAAACUUUAAGAGGUUUAUAAAUUAUAAUCUAUGACAGUUUGAAAUUUGAAGUCAAUCGGACGAUUAACUUUUAUGUUAUGAUCAAUUAUUGUAGCACCUACUACAAUAUUAAAAAGGAUUACAUUUUGCUUAUGUUUUAACAUUUUCAAAAGCUAUACAAUGGUAUAAUUUACAGACUUGGCUAAGAAACACAAUCAGCAAUGGGAAACUAUUGGCAGGAAGAUGGGCCGCACCAGGUUCACAUGUUAUCAUAGGUAUAAGAAGCUUCAGGAAAAAGAUCAGGUUAAUGAAGACUCAUUGGCAGUCAAAGCUCUCUAUUGUAAGUUAAAUAACGUUUUCUUACUGUUUCUCUUCAUUUGUUAUGUCAUUUGGUCCUGUUUCGGCUACUUUUCAAAAUUCAAAGUUUUCGUGGUGAGAUCCGGUUUUUACUCUUAUUUUUUAUAAAUUGUAUGACUUUUAAUAUAAACAUGACUAAAACUAUGAUUUGUAGUACAAUUGACCAAGUUUUUCGGAUACGAUGCACUGUCAGUGGCGCUGAAAGAAAAGCCGGUGAUAAAGUCGUAUGAAGAGAAAGUCAAUUGGAGCGAAUUAGCCAAGAAAUGCGAAUGGACAGAAGACAAGGCUCGUGAAUACUGGUAAGAAUAAGAUUUUGAUUACUAUUUUGUACUUUUUAUGAAUAUAUUUGGUUUUGGGGGCAAAUUGAGGAGAUACUGAGUUAUGCCAAAUUUGGCGGGAUUUCGAAAAUUUAAAUGUUUUGAUGGUUAUAGGAUGUUUGAUGUCAAUAUUUUAUGAAGUUUGGCUUGUAGUAUGUCAAAGAAAUGAUUUUAGGUAGUUUUUAAGCCUUGUUGCAUUAUGCCAAGUUUGGCGGAAUUUUGAAAAUUUGAAUUUUUUUGUUAUAUUUUGUUUAUUGACAUUGGAAAUGAUAUUUUUAAAAUAAAUUUCAAAAAAAAAUGUUACAGGCAUACCUUAAAAAGGGCAAUUCGACAAUGUUCGGAAGAAACAGCGUCCACAGAUCCAAUGAUUAUCAAAAAAGCCCUACCUGAAGAUUUACACGCGGCCGUACUGAUCAACUUGACCCCACGGGCCAAGUAUUGUCGUUCGACCGAUGAGUUGGCUAAUGCUUUGAAGAUAUUGCUAAAAACUGAAGAAGAAGCGUUGAAGGAGAAGCUGAAAGUUGUUGGAAUGAAGGAUUGGUAAGUUGAUUGCCGCAUACGAUGUCUUUAACCUCGAAAAAUCAAAAUUUUAGGCUUAAAGCUAAAAUUUUAGGCUUAAAAAUUAAAUUUUCAAGCCUAAAAAACAUUGACUAAAAGUUGUAUUUAAGGCUUAAACUUAGGUUUACGAAGAGCGAAGCGUUGUCAGAAUACGAUGGGACCAAAAGGAAGUUAAUGUGUCGUCAAUUGUAUGGUAUUUUGAAUCAAUGCGAGACCUAUGGAUUGUUUGAAUGUCUUCCUGUGGAGCAUUAUAAUGCUUUUAGUAGGUUUUUGUAAAUUUUUAAAUUGACAAGACUUGAAAGGUUGAUUAUAUGCCAUUUUUAAAGUGAUAACGCUUGCCAAUUUGAUUUUAUGCCAUUUCCAAUUGGCAAAACCUCAAGAAUUAAUUUUAUGCCACUUUUAAAUCGAAAAAAUUCGAAAACUCAAUUUUAUGACAUUUUUAAAUGAAACAGUAUGCUUAUUUUAUAACAAACUUCCAUUUCAGCCCAACUCGAUUCGCUUCACUUUAUGCUCACGAACAAGAAGAGCGAUACCCUAUGUUCCGUCAACACCAUAAGUCAACUUUUUCUGAAGUACAUUGAGGAGAAGAGAUGGACCCCAAGGACCAGAGUAUUUUUGUGCCACAAGUUAGACAAAGGGUCCGACGAUGUUGAAGAAUCAGAACCCGAUGGUGUUGAAGCUACAGAAUCCAACAAUGUUAAAGCAUCCGAAUCUCACGGUGGAGAAGCUGAAGAAGAAGAUUCAGAAGCUAAUGACCUAGAAGCUUCUGACAAGACGAAGAAACAAAAGCAUCAAAAGUCACACGGUAAAGAAGCGCCAGAAGGCAAAGAAGAAGAAGUUUCAGAAUCAAAAGAUGUAGCAGCUUCAGAAGCCAACGAAGAAGCAGUUACUGAGAAGACGAAGAAGCAGAAGCGUCGUAAGUCUCAGGGCGAAGAAGCUUCGGAAUCUCAAGAUGCAGAAGUAAGCGAACCUCAAAAUGUAGAAGCUUUGGACUCUCACAGUGUAGAAGCUUCUGAGAAAAGGAAGAAGCGGAAGUCUCGGAAAUCUCACGGCGAAGAGGCUUCAGAAGUCAACGACGCCGAUGUUUUAGAAGAAGUUCCAGAGAAAACGAAGAAGCGAAAACGUAAAUCUCACGGUGAAGAAGCUCCAGAAGGCAACGAAGAAGAAGCUUCACAAUUGAAUGGCGGCGGGGAUGCUCCUGAAAAGAAAAAGAAGCAAAAGCGUCGUAAAUCUCACGGUGCAGAAGAAGCUUUGGAAGUGAACGAACAAGAAGCUCCUGAGAAUAAGAAGAAGAAAAAGCGUCGUCAACCGCAAAAUUCACAGUAG
Molecule: messenger RNA, 3566 nt
Organism: Bursaphelenchus okinawaensis
Lineage: Eukaryota; Metazoa; Nematoda; Chromadorea; Rhabditida; Aphelenchoididae
Source: the annotation of a GenBank genome assembly